AUGCCGUCUUACUUCUAUCACCUCAAGUUUGAGCUGUAUCCGACCCCGAAUCCCGUCGCGGACGGAGCGUCAACGGCGGGCGACAGCAAUAUCUGGCUCCCACCUUCCGAUGCGAGCGUGUUUGACGACUUUCCCUCUCACCCACCACCCGACCGACGAACAACGCGCAGAGUCUCGAAAUCAUCUUCGAGCUUCCAACAGAACUACACAGCAUCUACAUCAGCGAUCGCUCAAGGUUCUUCGUCGUCAAACUCGAGCGUAAUAGACUGCGGGGCAGCCCCACGUGAACCCUCCACCGCAAACGCGCGUAGGACCGAGAUAUUGUCGGAACGGCAGUGGCUUGAGAGAGCAUCCAGUUUCCCGCCUCCAUCUUCGAGCGCAGCUAUCCGGCCACAGACUGCAAUUCAAGACUGGCGCUUUGGACGCGUCACUAUCGAGACGGUCGACUUGCGAACCGGCGAUCCGAUGGCGGGCGAGACGAGCAGGUCAGGGCCGGCCGCGGCUCCUCCGCUGGGCCCUACGUUUGGAGGCGCUGGAACAGCGACGAAAGCCAAGUACCUCCCUCUCGAGACGAAGAAUACUGAGGUUGGCUGGGGCGUGGUUCAUUUCUACAGAGAAGCCGAGGAGUCGCCUGGGCUGAACAUGGUGGAAACUCAGGAUGGGGAGGAGGAGGCUAAGGGCGAUGACUGCUCGACUCUGUGCAUUCCCGCAGUUCCCGCGUACAUGUCCCCAGGAGAUUUCUUGGGUUUCGUGGGCGGGAAAUGGAGAGACGACAUCAGUCACUGUCGAAUGGUCAUGACAUCGAAGAUGAAUAGGUAUCUCGUCUUGCUCAAAUUCAGGGAGGGCAAGCGAGCAAGCGCCUGGCGACAGGAGUUCGACGGCAAGGUGUUUAACGCCAUGGAGCCUCAAAUAUGCCAUGCCGUUUUUGUCAAGAGUAUCACCUUCGAAACACCAAACCGGAGAAAAUCUAGCCACGGUCUUUCUGCUCUAUCUGCUUCAGCUGGCAUGUCAAGCACCCUCCGGCCGUUUCCCCCACCCACUCCGAAUCUAGUCGAGCUGCCGACUUGUCCCGUGUGUCUGGAGCGCAUGGACGAGACGAAUGGGCUCAUGACGAUCCCAUGUUCUCAUGUAUUCCACUGCACCUGCCUGCAGAACUGGAAAGGUGCCGGGUGCCCAGUCUGUCGAUUUACGAAUACUUCUCCUGGAGCGGGUUCCGACCCAUCGAACCCUUACACACAGCCUUUCGGCUCACAUGUAUCAAACCUGUGCAGCGUUUGCGACUGCAUAGACGACUUGUGGAUUUGUCUAAUUUGUGGCUAUGUCGGCUGUGGGCGGUAUAAGGGCGGCCAUGCAAAGGACCACUGGAAGGAGACAGCGCACAGUUUUUCUCUCGAGUUGGAAACGCAGCACGUGUGGGAUUACGCGGGGGACAUGUGGGUUCAUCGACUCAUCCGCGAUAAGGGCGAUGGUAAGGUGGUAGAGCUUCCCGGUAGAAGCGGACCCAAUGAUCACCAUGAAGAAGAAGAUGUGGUGCCGCGUGCGAAGCUAGACACUAUCGGGUUGGAGUACACGCAUCUGAUUACAAGCCAGCUUGAGUCGCAGCGAGCAUACUACGAGGAGAUGAUCAGCAAAGCCGUAGAUAAGGCUUCGAAAGCGUCCGCCGCCGCCGAGGACGCAGCUAGACAGGUGUCGACCGUCAUGGAGAAGUUGACGACGCUGGAGGGCAAGUACACUGCCCUGAGUGAAGAGACAAUCCCGCCGCUAGAGCGUGACCUCGCGCGGGAGCGCAGCAAGGCGAGCAAGAGCGAGAACCUCGCUCGCAGCCUAGGCAAGUCGCUACAGGAGGAGAAGCGGCUGAAUGAGGGCCUAAUGAAGCGGAUCGAGCACCUUAAUGCAGACCACGAGGGACUAUCCAAGCAGGUCGAGGAGCUACGCGGGGCGAACGCCGACCUCCAGGAGAUGAACCGGGACCUGAGCAUGUUCAUCUCGGGCCAGGAGAAACUCAAAGAGUUGGAAAGGGAGGGCAAGGUAGAGGAGGGCGAACUUGAGGGUGGGAGCGCGAGUGUGCCGGAGAAGAAGAACCGACGGAGGGGGAAGAAGUGA
Molecule: messenger RNA, 2103 nt
Organism: Ilyonectria robusta
Lineage: Eukaryota; Fungi; Ascomycota; Sordariomycetes; Hypocreales; Nectriaceae
Exons: 2
Coding region: 1-2103 (700 amino acids)
Biological process (GO): Ras protein signal transduction; protein ubiquitination
Cellular component (GO): cytoplasm
Molecular function (GO): zinc ion binding; ubiquitin protein ligase activity
Source: RefSeq, a predicted model, not a curated record